AUGGCUCCGCGAGGGAAACAGAAGACUGUCCCAUCAAAGGGCGACAACGAUCAAUCAACAAAGCCCCAUCCGCCAGAUUGGCCUCCUCUGGCCCCUCUCGUGCCCCAGGAGCAGCUGUUGAUCGAGACUGUGGUUCCCGGCCAGAUCUUGGUCAUCCGAAACCUGCUCACUUCCAACUUAUGCAGAAUCUAUGUAUCUUUCCUGUCUUCUUUGCCCUUGGCUACGACGCCGGGCCGGCCAAAGCGAGGGGAGGCAACCCGAAUCAGUGACCGCUUCCAGAUUGACGAUUCGGCCUUUGCCAAGAUCCUUUGGGAGCACAGCGGGAUGCAGCAUCUGGUGAGCUCCUUCGAAGAUCAGGCUGUGUUUGGGGGCAGUGUGAUUGGACUGAAUCCAAAUAUAAGAGUCUACCGGUAUCGACCGGGUCAAUUCUUCGACAAGCAUUAUGAUGAGAGCAAUAAAUUACAGUUUGGCGAGGAAAAGCUACCGGCAAAAACCAGCUGGACUCUCCUCGUCUAUCUUACAACAUGCGAAGGCGGUGAGACCGCUUUCUACCCAGAAGCUCUGCAAAAAGGCGACAGACCACCAGAUCCGAUUGUUGUUGGACCUGAGACUGGGAUGGCUCUCCUCCACAAACAUGGCAAUGACUGUCUCCUGCAUGAAGGUAGAGAGGUCAAGAGUGGCGAGAAGUGGGUAUUGAGGAGCGAUCUGGUUGUGCAGAGAUGA
Messenger RNA from Cladophialophora psammophila CBS 110553, 723 nucleotides. RefSeq lists its product as uncharacterized. Gene Ontology annotation, molecular function: L-ascorbic acid binding; iron ion binding; procollagen-proline 4-dioxygenase activity. The record is from RefSeq and is a predicted model, not a curated record. The coding region runs from base 1 to 723 and encodes 240 amino acids. Lineage: Eukaryota; Fungi; Ascomycota; Eurotiomycetes; Chaetothyriales; Herpotrichiellaceae. Gene Ontology annotation, cellular component: endoplasmic reticulum. The transcript has a single exon. Gene Ontology annotation, biological process: peptidyl-proline hydroxylation to 4-hydroxy-L-proline.